CAAAUUGGAGGGGAGAUAAAACACCAAGUGCAGAAGGCAUCCAUCACAGCAUCCUGAUCUAGGAGGAAGAAGCCAAGUGCCCCUCUUCAAGUCCUACAUUCUACCCAAAGGUACUCUGGAAAUGGCCUCAGGAAUCCACAUGCCAGGCCCAGUUUGCCUCAUAGAGAACUCCAGUGAGCAGUUGGUGGUCAACCAGGAAGCACUGGAAAUCCUGUCUUCUAUGGAAAAGCCUGUGGUGGUGGUAGCAAUAGUGGGCUUGUACCGCACAGGCAAAUCCUAUCUGAUGAAUAAGCUGGCUGGAAAGCAGAAUGGCUUCUCCCUGGGCUCCACUGUGCAGUCUCAUACAAAGGGCAUCUGGAUGUGGUGCCUCCCUCAUCCCCAGAAGCCAGAACACACUCUGGUUCUGCUUGACACAGAAGGUCUGGAAGACGUAAAGAAGGUAGUCAACCAGAAUGACUGCUGGAUCUUUGCCUUGGCAGUCCUCCUCAGCAGCACCUUCAUCUACAAUAGCAUAGGAACCAUCAACCAGCAGGCCAUGGACCAGUUGCACUAUGUGACAAAACUUACUGAUCUAAUCAAAUCAAAGUCUUCACCUGAUCAGAGUGAUGUAGAUGACUCAGGUAACUUUGUAGGCUUCUUUCCCAACUUUGUGUGGACUCUGAGGGAUUUCUCUCUGGAUCUAGAAGAAGAUGGAAAAUCUAUCACUCCUGAUGAGUACCUGGAGAGUUCACUGGCUCUGAAAAAAGGUACUGAUGAGAAUACUAAAAGAUUUAAUGAGCCACGACUGUGUAUCAGGAAGUUCUUCCCAAAGAGGAAAUGCUUCAUCUUCCACAGGCCUGCUGACAGGAAGCAACUUAGGGAACUAGAGUUUAUGCGGGAAGAGGAGCUGAAUAAAGAAUUUGUAGAAGAAUUUGAAAAAUUCUGCUCAUACAUCUACAGUGAUUCUGGUGUCAAGACUCUGUCUGGUGGCAUCAUAAUCAAUGGGAAACGUCUAAAAAGCCUGGUGGAGACUUAUGUCAAUGCCAUCAGCAGUGGGUCUCUCCCCUGCAUGGAGAGUGCUGUGAUGACUUUGGCCCGGAUAGAGAACUCAGCAGCAGUGCAAAAGGCCAUCACCCACUAUGAAGAACAGAUGAAUCAGAAGAUCCAGAUGCCCACAGAAACCCUCCAGGAGUUGCUGGCCCUGCACAGAACCUGUGAGAGUGAGGCCACUGAGAUCUUUGUGAAAAAUUCUUUCAUGGAUGUAGACCAAAAUUUCCAGAAUGAAUUAGGGACCCAGCUGGAAGGCAAGCAAGAUGCCUUUGUUAAGAAGAACAUGGACAUGUCAUCAGCUCGAUGCUCAGAUUUACUGGAGAGGAUCUUUGGCCCUCUGGAAGAAGAAGUGAAGCAGGGUUCAUUUCAUAAACCAGGAGGUUACUACCUUUAUCUUCAAAAGAAACAAGAACUGGAGAAAAUGUAUAAGCAGACUCCUGGAAAGGGACUCCAGGCUGAAGAGAUGUUGAGAAAGUACAAUGAGUCCAAGGAGGAGGUGGCUGAGACACUUCUAAAGAUGGACCAGUCACUCACAGAAAAGGAAAAGCAGAUUGAAGUGGAACGUGUAAAAGCUGAAACCGCAGAAGCUGCAAAGAGAGCAGUGGAGGAAAUGCAAAAGAAGCAUGAGCAGCUGAUGGAACAGAAGGAAAAGAGUUAUCAAGAGCUCAUGAAACAGAUGACCAAGAAGAUGGAGCAGGAACGGAAAGAGCUCAUGGCAGAGCAAGAAAGAAUCAUUUCCCUUAAAAUUCAGGAAUAUGAAAGACUUCUCAAGGAAGGAUUAAUGAAUGAGUGCAAGAAACUAUUUCAAGAAAUACAGAAUAUCAAGGACAUCGUGUCAUCUUUAUCAUGCACCAUUCUCUAAAAUUCAAACAGACUAAGGCUCUCCUCUGUGGUUCUACUCACAAAGAUUAAACUUCUGGGACAGCUUUGGACUUUGAAGCAGCUUGACACCAAAAUAGAUUUGAAGACAUGGCACUUUAUUGGAAAGAAAGUAGAAAUAAAGUUAACAAAGUGGAGUUUACAUGUAAAAAGAAUGUUUGGCUUAUGAAGAAAUUCAGUUCAUGUUUUUGUUAGAACUAAAGAUUCAUGUGAUCUUUAAUUUGGUCUUAUAUUUGAAACUGUAAACAUGGACUGUGUAUACACACUAAAUUUUAUGGUAGGGAUUUGUUUUACCACAUAGUGAUAUGGCAGCUGCUUUUGGGUAAACAUUUUUGUAUCACAUACACUCCCUUCUGGAUAUUCUCCGUCAUAUGCUCACAAGUAAUUAAAAGAUUUAGCUUUGUCCUCAGCUGAGAUUGGCAUGUUGUAAUCAUGAUAAAAAUCUGAACAUAUCUGUAUGACACAGCUUUUUGGGUCUCAUGCUGUCUGCAGGUUCUCAGGGUAAACAUUGGGUGGUGCUCAGUGUGGGAAGGCUCUGUGGCUGCUGGAUGAACAGAGAAACCCAUUGGAGAGUGGGAGAAAAUUCCCCUCCAGGCAGAAUGCACCUGUGAGUGGGUAAUACAUCUCCCUGCUUUAGAGAACUUCUUGCUUUGUUUUAUGCUCCAAACUUCUGUGUUUCCUUUCUAAUCUCUCUUUAUAAUUUUUAAAAACAUUUUCUCCUUCUAAGGGUUUUAGAAUGACUUCUACAAUCACAGAAUGGAGAACUCAAAAGAAAUUUUGUUCUAUUCUUCUAAGGCUCAUGACCACAGUCUCACCUCUUCUGAAACCAUGUUUGAUGUUUACCUGCCUUUUGCUGCUAUGACAUGAUUUGCAAGUCUCUAAGAAAAAAUGCCUUCUACAAUGUAGCAGAAGCAUGGCUAAGUGAAAGCUGUCAAUAAAAAUGAUCAACCUACCAUAACACACUGUUUCAAAUGCAUGCUAUACAUUGUGCAUGAUGUAAUAAAAUCCUCCCCUAAAUUUCUGUAAGAGGGGAGUUAAUUCAAAGACUUUUAGCUGUCACUGAGGCUCCCAUUGAUGAUGGCAUCAGCUUUGCAGAGUAACAGAACCACAAAAAGGAAAUGUCAUAGUCAUGGGGCUCAACACUCUCAUGGAUAAAGAAACACAAAGAUACUUUCUGUAUAAUUAGAUUUCUGAUGGUGGCAGUAAACCCAGGGCU
Messenger RNA from Apodemus sylvaticus (European woodmouse), 3124 nucleotides. RefSeq names its product guanylate-binding protein 1-like. Gene Ontology annotation, biological process: defense response to Gram-positive bacterium; defense response to protozoan. Gene Ontology annotation, molecular function: GTPase activity; GTP binding. The record is from RefSeq and is a predicted model, not a curated record. Bases 122 to 1891 code for a protein of 589 amino acids. The transcript has 11 exons. NCBI's taxonomy places the organism in Eukaryota, Metazoa, Chordata, Mammalia, Rodentia, Muridae.